Messenger RNA from Theobroma cacao (cacao), 5310 nucleotides. The record is from RefSeq and is a predicted model, not a curated record. Lineage: Eukaryota; Viridiplantae; Streptophyta; Magnoliopsida; Malvales; Malvaceae.
AACACAUCAAAGCUCCAGGUUACAGGAAUUGGGACAAAACAUGUCCUAAUACGCUUCGCAAAACCAACAACGGAGGCUGUCCCCGUCCUCUGUGACUGUAUCUUUCAAUUUUACCCAACAACACGACACGUAGGACGCCACGUCAUCUGACAUACCCCCCUCUCUCUUCCUUUACGUUAAAUUUCAUCGGCGCCGACUUGAACUCCUCAACGCCCGCGCUUCUCCAUUUCUCUCUCUUCAGACAGCGCGGAAAGAGAGGCAAAGAAAAGGAGAAAAAGAGAAAGUAAAAGAGAGGGAACGCCGAGCGAGACAAGAGGUCCAGUUCUGGAAGUCUGGGGUUUUGACUGUAAAGCCUUAAAGCGCACGAAACCAACCACCAAAGAGCCAAAGACCCCGGGACCCAAAGACCCGUCUCUACCAUUCUUCCAUACCAUUUUUCAAAACUUGAACAGACACAACAACUGGAAGAAGAACCAAAGACCAGAACUUUUUGCCCCACGUCAAUGGAGUUUUCAUUUCCCAUACUUGGUCUCUUCCAAGCUUCGUUGAUGGUCUUUCUUUAGUACUACUUCUCUAGCUCUUCUCAAACAAUCUCUGCCCUUUCUUUCUUUAUUGCUUUCUUCUCUUUUUCUUUUGAGUACUCCCUAUGCAUUCUGGCUCACUUUUGAUCUAAGGGUAUGUUUCUAUCACGUGAUUUCCAUCCCGAUCUGCUUUCUUCUUUUUCUUUUCUCUAAUUCUGAACUUUCAUUUUCUGCAUCAUGCUCUGCUCUGAAUCUGAAUGUUGCUCUUGACCAAUGAUUAUGUUCUCUUCAUUUGCAUAUUUCAUUGUUCAUUCUUUGGUAGAUUUUCAAGCUGUUUAUAUACAUUUUAAUACUUUCGUUGACUGUGUUAUUUGUGGAUGCUGAUUAACCAGUAAGGUGAAUUUCUUUCUUUUUGUUCUUCUUGGGAAAACUUGUAUGUUUGAGCAAAUUGAUAUCUUUGCCAAAGCUCGUUACUAGUAGAUCUAUUAAUAAUCAUUCAGCUUUGCAAGAUCUCUUGUCCCUUUGCUUGGCUUGAUAAGGCAACUUCAACAGUUCAACCCCACUUCACGUUAUAUCUGCUAUGCCUUGAGAUGUUUGUACUUCACAGUUCUCUACUCUUUCGCCUUUAAAUUCUUGCACCCCACUUUUCUGAUUAAAUUCUUCCUGCCUCUCCAUUGACUUAUUCGUUCCAUGUGACCAUGGCUUCGUUUAGUAUUUUUCUUUUUUCAAUUUGAAGUUUCCAUCCUCUCUUCCUUAUUAAGUGUCUUCUCUGGUGCAGUUGGUUUCACUUCUACAUAAAGUUUUAGAUCCUCUCUCUUGUUUAAGUUAUUAUUUAAAUCUUUUGUUAUGUAGCAUAAAAUCAUUGAGAAUUGCCAUGAAAAUGCCUCGUCUAAUAUACUCAAAGUCUGUCUUGUAUCUGUUUUUUGAUAGAUCAUCCAUAGAAUGGAAUUUGGUUGGCAUUAUUCCGGAGUCAUGAAGUACGGUGGGAGAUUUUUGUUUUACUGCCAGGACAUUACCCGUGGUUGAAAGCUGCCUUUUGGAUAAUUUGACUGUGGCAGAAUUAAUGGUGGACAUCUGAUCACAGGUUAACUACAUCUACAUAUCUGGAGCAAUAUGGCCAGUGGAACAACUCCUAAAGUUCGAUUAGUUAGAUGUCCUAAAUGUCGAUUGGUUCUUCCGGAAGUGGCAGAUGUUCCUGUAUAUAAGUGUGGAGGGUGUGAUGCAAUUCUUGUAGCCAAAAAUCAAAAAGCCAUUGCCAAAAGCAUGUCUGUCUUGCAAGAAACAGAAGCUGCUCAGGGAAAUAAAUUGGUUCAUGUGUCUGAACAUGGAGAAUCUAGCAGCUCAACUCUGCAGGAAGUUCCUUCUUCCACUCCAGAGUGUCACUUAAGUCAAGAAAGUGGGGGGGAUCAGAACAUUUCUAGAGACUCUCAUAGUGAAAAGCAUGGUGAGAACUUAUCAAUCGAAGGGCAACAUAAUGAUCACUAUGACAAGGAUCAAAAUACAUCCAGUGAUAGUGAAAGUGGGGGGAAUCAGAACAUUUCUAGAGACUCUCACAGUGAGAAGCAUGGUGAGAACUUAUCAAUUGAAGGGCAACAUAAUGAUCACUAUGACAAGGAUCAAAAUACAUCCAGUGAUAGUGAAAGUGGGGGGAAUCAGAAUAUUUCUGGAGACUCUCAUAGUGAGAAGCAUGGUGAGAACUUAUCAAUCGAAGGGCAACAUAAUGAUCACUAUGACAAGGAUCAAAAUACAUCCAGUGAUAGUGAAAGUGGGGGGAAUCAAAACAUUUCUGGAGACUCUCACAGUGAGAAGCAUGGUGAGAACUUAUCAAUCGAAGGGCAACAUAAUGAUCACUAUGACAAGGAUCAAAAUACAUCCUGUGAUAGUGAAAGUGGGGGGAAUCAGAACAUUUCUAGAGACUCUCUCAGUGAGAAGCAUGGUGAGAACUUAUCAAUCAAAGGGCAACAUAAUUAUCACUAUGACAAGGAUCAAAAUACAUCCAGUGAUAGUGAAAGUGGGGGGAAUCAGAACAUUUCUAGAGACUCUCACAGUGAGAAUCAUGGUGAAAACUUAUCAAUUGAAGGGCAACAUAAUGAUCACUAUGACAAGGAUCAAAAUACAUCCUGUGAUAGUGAAAGUGGGGGGAAUCAGAACAUUUCUAGAGACUCUCACAGUGAGAAGCAUGGUGAGAACUUAUCAUUUGAAGGGCAACAUAAUGAUCACUAUGACGAGGAUCAAAAUACAUCUGGUGAUAGUGAUAGUGAUCAUGAUAAGCUUGAUGUAAAUAGAUCAAAUGAUGGGCAGCAAAAUGGAAGUGAGCAGUUACAGUUGGAACAUUUAGAAUAUUGCGAUGUUCAACAGCCAGGAGUUUCCAUGGAAAGUUCGUUUUCCACUGAGCUUCAUCGUGAGAAUGAAGAGUUAAUGUUGCUAGCAGAAGCAAAUUUAGAAGCAGAGACAAAUGACAAGACCUCCCAGUUAGAAGGUGUAAAUUCAGAAUUAGAGACUAAUGACAAGAGUGACUCCAACAUCAGGGGCUUGAGCAUUGACAACCCACUUGCUACAAAAGAAAUUAAUUUAACUGUUACUGCUUGUGCAGCAGCAGGGGCAGUCAUUUCAUCAGAUAAUCUGGAGCAACCUCAGAAAAGUGAAGAUCGUGGGUUUAACCGUAUAAGGUCUUCAGAUACUUUUGAAAGUGGAGAUUUUUUCAGCCCGAGUUCUGAGCUCAGUGGUCAUCUUGAAUAUUUGUCUAAAUCCACUACCACCAGAAGCUCUCAUGCUUAUGAUGGCAGUAUCUCUUCUUAUGAUGGAAUGGAUGAUCACUUCACUGACCAGCAAAUAAAUUCAUUUAAGAAUAAUUAUAAGGCUGCUAACUAUCUUGUUCCUGAAGACAGUCGCAGAAGGGACAAGUUGCCAGUCAAAGGCAUGAUGAAUGGUAAUUAUGGAAUGCAGGAUCAUGCUAGAAAUUUCUCGUCAGAUUUGUCCAAUAAGCGACAUUAUGCCACAGAAAAAUACCGCAAGUGGCGUCGAGAUGAACUGCUAGAACCUGAAAUGCACCACCAUCCGCCUAGAAACUGGCAAAGACUAGAAAGAGAUGAAUCUCCAUCUCAAAUUCCUUUCUCUCAAAGGGCUUCCUUGCGUGGCUAUGAAAGUGCUGGCCCUUCACGUCAAUUGCAUGAUGAGUCCCCUUUUGAUUCAGCCUUCUAUCCUCUUGAGAAGGCCGAGUACACUGAACAGGAAAAUAUGAAACUGUUAAGAAUGGUGUACGAACUGCAGGAUCAAAUUAGCAAAACAUGCCAUCUGAAUGGAAAGCCCAAUGGAAGGACUUCCACUAAUGUACCUUGGAGGCAAAAGCAUAUUCCUACAUAUUACUAUCAGGAACCCCCGGAGGAAGAAAAUUUUUAUCCUAGGUAUCAUGGAAGACACGGACCAAGGAGCAGCUGGAGCCAGCAAAGUAGAUUCUCGCCUAUACCAUUCUCAGGAGGUGAAAUAAACACUAGACAUCACAUUGAUAACUCCUGUUUAUGCUGCCAUCCUCAAGACUGGCACUGUUCAGAACAGUUGCCUCCACCCAUCUUUCAGCAUAACCAAGGAUUUUGGAGAGCCCACCCUGGUCAAAGUUGUUACAAUUCCUACAGCUCUUGCCCCUCUAGUCCUCAAAGAUAUUUGGAGUCUGAUUUUUCCAUUUGGAGCCAUGAAACAAAAUCUGAUAAUCAGAGAUAUAAGGAUCAUGAGCUGAAGAGGUAUUUGAGGGAGAAACAUCAUUCAGCUAGGCGACAUCUCCGGCCCAUGGCAGGUGGGGCACCUUUUGUAACUUGUUAUCAUUGCUUCAGACCAUUGCAGUUACCUGCAGAUUUUCUCCUUUUCAAAAGCAGGUUCCAUCAGCUAAGAUGUGGUGCUUGUUCAAAGGUACUUAAGUUUUCGCUUCAAAAAGGAAUGCAUAUAGUUCCUUAUGACUUAGUUGCUGCAGAACCUCCACCAAGUGAGACUGAGGACUGUGGAGAUGUGAUUGAUGUAAGAAUUUCAACAUCAGCAUCUUGUAGCUGCUCCCCUGAUGGAGGUCCUGUUUCUCAUGCACAAUUUCAUGAUCUUCAGGGUGAUCCUCAUGUCAGAAAUAUGUCCUUUAGUUCUUCAAAACCUCUGGAACAGAAAAAGGACUUUGCUUUGGAGCAGUCUCGAAACAAACAUAAGAAUUCAGUGGAAAAUUUUGAUUCAGCUAUGUCUUCCUCGAAUAUGUCCAGGUCGGAGAAAGUGUCCUCAGGAAUUGAAGAGUUGCCACCAAGAACUGGAGGUUCACCACUUCAUCAACUCAUGGGCUAUGCUUCACCAAGUCUAAUAAUAAAUGGAUUUGGACCAUCCAUCUCUGGCAAAAGCUCAGGAUUAAAUAGCUGAGUAAUAUUUUUCCAAGGUAAUUGCAUCUGGCAAGGGCUAAAUUUUCAUGGCAAGUUGCAGUAGUUGAAAAGGCUCAGUGACCUAUUUCCAUGAUUGAAGCUUUGAAGUGUUAUGUGCUGAAAUGGAAGAAUCACCAUAAGUUGAGACUCCGAAAUGAAAAAGGAGCAGCAUGGAUGGAAUGGGAUUGAUCUGAUUGCUUUGUAUUAGAGAAGAGAAGUGAAGCAGAACUAAGGUUUUGGUUUAUGAUUCUGAAGGCGCUUAUACAGGAUACAUUUACUUGAUUUGUUUAUUCAUGUAAAGUAUAGUUGAUCCUGGAUCAUGUAUAAAUGAUAGGAAAGACAUCUCAUCUUUUUAUAUUUACAGAAUGAGAUUUAAUGUAUAUCUUUUGUUGCGCUUAUCCUCA